GUGCCCUGUUGCGGGCGGGCGGGCUGGCGAGGGUGGAGUUCACUGCUCGUCCUGCUCGCUGCCGAGCGGCAUGCACGAGAAUCUCCCACAUUAUGGCUGCUCAUAAUGGUUGCCCCUUUUCCCCUUCUUCUUUCCAGUACACUCUCCGAAGAUCGGCGUUGCCCCGGGCCUCCCUCCACUCGCCCCGCCCAAUUCACUCCUAGCCUAGCUCGGAGCUGUCGAGUCCCCUCGAGCAGCCGGCGUUUGUUCCGAGCGCGCCUUCAAAGCAGAUCGACGGCGUCCUUUACCGUCGGACCUUAUCCUCAAGAUUUCUACAAUUCUGAGAAUUCUACAAUCCCCACGAACAUGAAGACAUGAAUGUGAACAUGGACGGAAAACCCGUCCAAACCAUCCUCCGAAUUUGUUAUAGAAGCGAGAAGCGAGCACUGGCUCAUUCGUUCUGUGGGGAGGCCCCUGCGAUCGAUCUCGCAGAGUGACGAGCACGCAUGGGAGGUGACAAUGGGAGACCUGUCGUGGGAUGGUAAGCGGAAGACGACAUGCAGCGAGAAAGGCAGUAUUUUUCCAGGCUCUACAUGAUUGAGAAUAUCUCUCGUUGGGUAAAGCGGGAUCGACUGGAUGGGGAAUGUGGAGCUCAAUGACGACCGGACGUGUAGUGCCAUGCAGAGCACAUUCUGAGCUCGAUGUUGGUUGCGGCUGGUGGCUGAAAUGCGGUCCUGUGGUUGAAGAUAAGUGGUGAGCUGUGAGCAUCUGGAGCAUCUUGAGCUUCUGGAUGACUACCAUGGCACAUUCAUUUCAGGCGGCUGGCUCUAGCUCUGGCUCUGGCUGCAGGGAAGGCAAAUUUCUCCCGAGCAAAAGAACUUUCUCCUCUGGAAUUUCUCUCCUCUUCUUCCUUUCUUCCUUUCUUCCUUUCUCCCUUUCGAUGCUUUUGAGCUGCGAAAACCGCAAGUAGGUACGGAGAAUUUGUUGGGUCCACAAGAGGAAAAUGCUGGUCCCGGCCCCACGGAGAGAACCUUCCGGCUCCUUGGCAUCGUCGAUCGACUGCGGGUCCCGCCUCGCUCACAACUGUUUGCAAGCUUUCAUCUUUAUCGACGCAAUCAGAGUGCCGAGGAGGGCUUUAUGCCUUGUCGAUUUUUUCGCAGGUGGGGCCUGAAAGCUUGUGCCAGUUGUUGCCACUGCACAGAUGAUGCUCGCGAACCAUUGUGGGACAACGUCGGCACCGGACGUCGUAGCCUUGUCGCUCCCCCCUGAAUAUGUACAGGAGACUUGUCAGAGCCAAGCUCCUGCUCUCCUUUUGCGCUUGGCUUCGGGGGUUUCAGAGAGACGCCAUUUUGUCCUGCUUUGUUGUGCUGCUCAGAGCCUGGUGAAGGUACUUGCCUGCAGUUCAUUAUCAAUUUCCGUCUUGUUCCUCUGGAUAUCAGUCCACAUAACUUUUUCGAGGUCAAGCUUGAACUCCAAAACCACCCACUCCUGUUCGAAUUGCUGCAGUUUUCUGAAUGGAACUCAUGCACAGCCUUCUGCCGUCACUCACUUACCGCAGAGUGUGAUGAGUCAUUCUUGUAGGAGAUUUUGAUGGAGGGCUUGUCUCUGUACGUGCUAACCUAAGUCUAGGGAUGUGGUCGGGUUUAGACCUGCUCUACUGGCAUGAGGUACGUGAGUGUGGGAGUAACAAAUAUACAGGAAGGGAGUUAAAGCUCUAUUGUGUAUAUUGGUACUGAAACCGUACAGGUCAGUAGAAAGUGGAGUACGACAAUCAGGAAAUUAUCAAACUUCAGAUAGAAGUCAUUACUCAUGAUCUUUCACCGACCUUGUUCGCCGGUCUCGUGGACCGAUCGGAGUGCAGAAUGCAUCGAUCGAGUUUGAGAUGAUUUCUGUAGUCAGAGAGAUAUGGAUAACACCUUCCAGAUCUCUCUCCUCUGUAUGUUUGAAGGGACGGGAAACCAUCGAUAAUCCAGUAAGUUAAUACUUACUGAAGAGGCUCUGUUUAUUUAUCCACUGGCCUUUCCUAAUAAUAGUCAUCCACCUACACCGAUCAGAAGCAAAUGGAUUUCAGAAAGGCCGAUUUCCAACAGGUCCAGGAGGACUCCAUUGUGGACUGGACCCCUUACAGUCUUAAGGCGAAUCAAACGAACCGUGGCGACAGAGUCUAGCGAGGAGUUCUUAGCAUCAUUGGAACAAGACAUCCAGGCAUCCUUCGUUGAUAUGGUUAUGGGGUCUUUUGCACCUAAAUCAAUUUGUCACGAUUGCACCACGGCUGUGCGUUCUCUUCCAAAGAACUGAGAUGCACACAGUCACAUCAAGUGACUGCACAGCUGAUGCCCACUCGGUUAUGUGGAGCAGAUAAAUUUGAAGCACUGGGUAGUUAGGAAGUGCAAAUGCAUACCUGUGCUGCCGAUGCAUGUUCUGAAUUGACUCUUGUUCUUGCUCCACUGACUCUUGAAAUUCUCCUGAAGAGGCUGAGGAUACAAAGUAAUAUAACGAGACAAGUAUUUCGUACGUUCAGAUGUAUCAGACUGCUUCUCAGGUUUCUGUUAGGACAACUUUGUCGCCGUGUAUGUCAUUCAAGUAGAUGAAGACAUAAGGCAUACUUCUUCAUCAAUCGGUGAAACUGAACUUACGAUGGAACUCCCAUUACAGAGAUCUUCGACUUUCAGGGUCAGAAAGAUCACAUCAGAGUUGACGACAGACAGAACUGUAGUCCACCUCUUCUGAAAUUGUGCUUAUGAACGUCCAAGGAAAGGUUAAAAGCUCGAUCAGUCAGAGUAGGUCCGGCGUCCUCCAUGCAUGUGUCAGAAACCAGAGGUCAAGAGUGAACAUUUUGAGGGGUUUCGAAGGCAAAUUUAUGUCCCUAGAACGAAGUCUAGAUCGAAGUUCGAGUAAAGAUCAGGUCUUACGCCGUCAUCUGUGUCCUCAACAUUUAAAUUUCCAACUUGUUCUACGACUUCAGAACCCGCGGUUGUCGGUCCGAGACUGAAGCAGCGCUUGUAAGAUGAUUGUCAAUAUGAUGACCCUUUCACGUGGCGGAUUGGAGAAAGAUGGGAAUGUAGUCUUCCGAACUAAAAUUAGAGAUCCGUCGAGAGGUUUACAGCUCUGCGCUCAUGCCUCUGAUCCGAUGGAAUUGAUCCUUUCUUUCAGAUAUCAGAAGGUACAAGUAAUCCGAGAUUUUUUUCUCUGCACGCAAUUACUGCUCCCUUCUGUGUCCUGCUGUGAUCCAGUUUCUCGCCUCCUUCAAUUAACUCGCUGCAGCUUUCACGAGUAAUUGGGUGAUGUCGACCGCUCAUGAGAUUUCGACAAUGACGAAGCGGAGAAAGGACAAACCUUGAACUCAACGAUUCAGGUGAAAUGCUCUGCAGUAGUUAAAACUCUGCCAGAAUGCUGAAGAAGCAUCAGGAGCAUUGGAAGGGCGUCUUGUUUCGGAGCUCAGUGGUGACACUGAUAUGUCCAAUUAUCCUCAGAGCAUGUGGAUCUCAUGCUCCAGAUUUGUGUUCUUGCUUGCUUCUUGGGAACUAGCCACAACUGUCACGAAGUUGCUCAGAUAGCCCUGAGCAGGAAAACAAGAUCGAACUCAAAUGGAUCCGGAAGCAGCAAGCCGCAAGCAGCAGAGUCUUUGGAGAAGUUCAGAAGAUGUCUGCUACAUGGCGCGAGAUUCGUAACAAGGCUGCUGCUUCAGGAGAAGGUAUGAGAAGGUAUGAUGACGUGCAUGAGAGGGUACUGUCUGUCAGUCGGGGAGAUCGUCGUUUGUCUCUCCUGGGUGCAGCAAAAUGCAAGGAACCGAGUUGUCAUGCAUACAAAUGUCGGAGAAAAACAGCCCAUGAUGUUGCAAAGAUCCAGCAGAUUCGUACUCUCAGAUCCUUUGCAACCAGUCUACCAAGAGAGUGACAAAGUAGCAGCAGAGGUGUUCGGAAGCUUAGUCGUCAGGACAGGUAGCUGCUCUGUCCAUCUGUCUGACAGUCUGUUCUCUUCAUGUAAUCCGUCUCGCCACAGUGGAGAUCCUCUGACACAACUACAUGGAUUUCAGUUUCGAACAGAUGCUAAUUAUUGUAGAGCUGCGUUGACAAUAUGUCGGGACUGCGCAACUGGACGCACUUCCCUCCCGUCACUCAUUGCAGUCCUGAGUGUACUCUGUACACACUGUCCAGACGUUUAUCCAACAACAUUUGCUCGCCCUGAGCUGCGGCUGUGAUCUCCCGAGCUGAGCGAAAGGUGUAAGAAAUUAUGUGCAUUUCCAGCAUCCAGUGCCUAUUUUGUUUGAAAGUUGUGAGUUCGGGGAGUACUCGUCUCUGGGAAAUGUGGAUGUAUCUCCUGGGCAUGCACUUGUCUCUCUCUAGUGCCUCCUGCCAUGACAAUAAAGCAUCUCUGCUUCUAAUUUCGGAACUGCGCUUCACUGUACUGCACGGAUGGGGCAUCAUGCACGGCCAAAUCCUCCUUAUCAUCACCCGAAAGCUUGACGCGAUGCCACCGAAAGACGACCGUAAGCAUCGAUCGUAUAUGCUCUCUCUCUCGUCUUCAGAGUCCAUUGGAUUCCAUCCAAAAUCAGUCACGUU
This is a messenger RNA of Marchantia polymorpha subsp. ruderalis, 4541 nucleotides long. Lineage: Eukaryota; Viridiplantae; Streptophyta; Marchantiopsida; Marchantiales; Marchantiaceae. The record is from the annotation of a GenBank genome assembly.